Molecule: messenger RNA, 1122 nt
Organism: Rhizophagus irregularis DAOM 181602=DAOM 197198
Lineage: Eukaryota; Fungi; Glomeromycota; Glomeromycetes; Glomerales; Glomeraceae
Source: RefSeq, a predicted model, not a curated record
UUUAAAAGUUUUAUUUUCCCAGGAUUCAUUACUUUUAUUUUUCGAAAAAUAAAUAUUUUCUCCAUAAUGGAAUAUAAUAAUAGUGAAAUGUCUGAUAGUUCUUCCAAUUCCAAUGGUGCCAAUUUUCAAAAAGAAAAAUAUAAAUUAUCAAAAGAUUCCUUCUUUUCUUCACAUUCCAAAAAGGAUUUGGCAUGGUUAUAUGGUAAUAUGGAAUCUAUGAGGCUUAUUGUAGCUGAAAAACUUUAUCAUUUAUUUUCAACUAUUGAAUAUCGUGAUAUGCCAAUUAUUGAAAUUAAUAAAUGCAUUGACAAGUUUUGCAAAAAAAAUCCAUCCUUUCCAGAAACUGUUAGUGAUUGGGCGGAACGUGAGAUGAUUUGUCAACAUAUAAAUUAUAGACGGUCAAUUCUUAAUCUUAGUGAAAUGCAUAAGACAAAUAUUUCUGUUAAUAAAGCUAAGAUCCGAAAACCAAAUGGUAAUAGUAAAAGAGCCAAAAAAGGAAAUGAACUAUUAACAAAAAAUCGUGAACCAUUAUUGGUAUCCAACAGCCUGAAUAUAGAAAGUUUGGAAAGGCUUGAUAAUAAUAAAUCUUUACCGAGUAAGAAAUUAUUAGAAGCCGUUGAUGUCUCCCCAGCUUAUUCUAAACGUCCUGGCCAUAAACAUAGAAUAACACAAUCAUCUGAUAAAGAAGAAGCUAUUGAAGACGUUGAAGUUGUAAGAAUUCCUCCAGCAAAACAUCCUGGUCGUAAACGUAAGAUAACACAGCUAUCUGAUGAUGAAAAAGGUGUUGAGGACGUCGAAACUAUCAGAAUUCCUCCAGCAAAACAUCCUGGUCAUAAAACUAAAGUAGCACAACCACCUGAUGAUGAGAAAGGUGUUGAAGAUGCUGAAACUAUCAGAAUUUCUCCAGCAAAACGUCCUGGUCGUAAAACUAAAGCAGCACAACCACCUGAUGAUGAAAAAGGUGUUGAGUACGUCGAAACUAUCAGAAUUUCUCCAGCAAAACGUCCUGGUCGUAAAACUAAAGCAGCACAACCACCUGAUGAUGAGAAAGGUGUUGAAGAUGCUGAAACUAUCAGAAUUCCUCCAGCAAAACAUCCUGGUCAUAAAUGUAAAGCGGUAUAA